AUGAUGAAAUGUAAUGAGGCUUUGAACGUGUACCCUUCCGGAACCUCUGUCUACUCCCCACCCGGCCGCAUCACCUUCAUCACCACAGCCAACGAUACCACCCAGGCCGACUUCCGGCCCAGGGAGACCCCCCUCCACAACCAUCCAGGCAACUCCAACGACCGGGCAAGCGCAAAGGGGAAAAGUCCAAGGACCGGCGGCUCCCAGAGCGCCGCGAACGGCGCGCCGUCCGGCAUGUCGACGGUGAGCACGACGACGGCAACGCUGCCCAGCGACGUCGGCGGGAAACUGGUCAACACGUUCGAGGUCGCCGAGGACUGCAGCAAGCACGUUCUCGUCACGGACUUUGGCGGCACGCCCCAGACGGCGUGGCCCUACCGUCUGGCCCAGGCGGACGUGUUUGUCUAG
Colletotrichum destructivum is the source of this 408-nucleotide messenger RNA. RefSeq lists its product as uncharacterized. Bases 1 to 408 code for a protein of 135 amino acids. The record is from RefSeq and is a predicted model, not a curated record. The transcript has 3 exons. Lineage: Eukaryota; Fungi; Ascomycota; Sordariomycetes; Glomerellales; Glomerellaceae.